Tarenaya hassleriana is the source of this 1189-nucleotide messenger RNA. RefSeq names its product B-box zinc finger protein 18-like. Bases 317 to 904 code for a protein of 195 amino acids. Gene Ontology annotation, molecular function: zinc ion binding. The transcript is spliced from 5 exons. NCBI's taxonomy places the organism in Eukaryota, Viridiplantae, Streptophyta, Magnoliopsida, Brassicales, Cleomaceae. The record is from RefSeq and is a predicted model, not a curated record. Gene Ontology annotation, biological process: regulation of DNA-templated transcription; photomorphogenesis. Gene Ontology annotation, cellular component: nucleus.
UUUUCACCUCCAUCGCCAUUAAAAUAAAGGAAGAAUUUUCUCGAUAACAUUAAAAAGUAUAAAAAUUUCUUCUUCUCCUUCCUCCUUGAUCUGCCUGAGUAAUCCUGACCCUUAAUCUUGCUCGCCCUUAACUAAUCAGAGAUUCCUUCUGCUUCCGUUUCUUCUCCAGCAAUUGGAUUAAUGGUUUCUGCUCUUAAGCAGAGAACGAUGCUGUGUGGGAAGUGAGACAAUUGCUCGAAGAGAGAGAGAGAGAGAGAGAGAGAGAGAGAAGCGUGAGGUUGAAGAAGAAGAAGAAGAAGAAGAAGAAGAAGAAAAGAUGCGAAUUCUAUGCGAUGCGUGCGAGAGCGCGGCGGCCAUACUCUUCUGCGCCGCCGACGAGGCCGCCCUCUGCCGCUCCUGCGACGAAAAGGUCCAUAUGUGCAACAAAUUGGCUAGCCGGCAUGUAAGAGUCGGCCUGGCUGACCCAAGCGAUGCCCCACGCUGCGACAUCUGCGAAAACGCACCCGCCUUCUUUUACUGCGAGAUAGACGGCAGUUCUCUUUGUCUGCAAUGCGACAUGGUCGUACAUGUCGGUGGCAAGAGAACACAUGGGCGUUUUCUAUUGUUGAGACAGAGAAUCGAGUUUCCAGGUGACAAGCCCGGCCGUGCGACUGAACUCGGGUUACAACACAAGGAGCAGAAUUCGCCAAACCAAAAGAUGUCUCUACAAGAACAGAAUGCAAAUGCUGACAAUGAUGAUGGCAAGGUAGAGAACAAACUGAUCGAUCUGAAUGCCAACCCUAUGAGAUUACACGAUACCGCAUCAAAUAACCAGGAGCAUGGCAUUGAUGUAAAUAACACGAAUAACCACGAAUCCGCGAGCGUUGUUCCUGUUGGACACUUUAAAAGAGAGCCUGAAAAAUGAGUAGGUUCGCCUUCUCUCGACGCGAUGUUAAGUUAGGCCGAUUGUACAUCCGAUCCAACACUUGAACUUGUCUGGUUUUUUGGCCCUAACGAUCCGGUGCAGGCGCUCGCUCUUCUUACACGUUGAGAGGUUGUUCAAGCAUUUAUGCCUUUCGUUGUUACAUCUAUCUUUUAGGUAUUUAUUCUUCUUCACGAGGGAAGUCUCUGUUCAUCCAAUAUUCUUGGUGAAGUUGAUAUUUAGCUCAAGUUUUCUUCUAAUCUAAGAUCUCAACAGUUCAUUUUUUUU